AUGGUUGAGUUCAAAGGCCGAGAUGGCAACUUGGUCUUGGCAGACUCUGAUGGCACUCUUGUUUGGUCCACUAAUACUACUGGCAAAUCUGUUUCUGGCUUAAACUUGACAGAAACAGGGAUUCUCGUGCUCUUUGAUACGACCAACCGCACAGUUUGGCAGUCUUUUGAUCAUCCUACAGAUUGUUUGCUCCAUGGGCAGAAUUUGGUUUCUGGUCAGAAGCUCACAGCAAGCGUUUCAGCAGGCAAUUCGAGUCAAGAAAAUCCCGAUAGUCUUUAUUACAGUUUUGAUGGUCAAACCCUUACUGCUUUACAAUACCCUCCUACAUCGAUAGCUCAAUACAUACAGCUUGGGUAUGAUGGACAUUUACGCGUAUAUCAAUUGGACAACCUUGAAAUAAGUUUGUUCGGCCUUAAUUGGAAAGUGGUAGGUGACAUUUUGACACUCAAUGAAUGUGACUACCCAAUGGUGUGUGGGAGAUACAGCAUUUGUGCAAAUGGAGGACAAUGUACUUGCCCAGUUGAAGUCAACUUCUUCCAGCCAUUUUCUGAGAGGAAUCCAGAUCUCGGAUGCACAGAGUUGAUGUCCAUUUCUUGUGACUCUUCACAGUAUCAUAGUCUUGUAGAGCUAAAGAAUACUGCAUAUUUUUCAUUUCGGUUCAAUGAUGAACUAAACUCGAGUGUAUUUUGGCUUAAGGGGAAAAAGAUUGAAGAUUGCCGAAGGGCAUGUCUGAGUAACUGUUCUUGCAAAGCUGUUGUUUAUGAUCCGUAUCUGAAUGUGAGUCUACUACGAGGGAACUGUUUGUUACUGAAUGAAGUCUUCUCUCUGAUGGACGUUGGAGUAGGAACAGUAUUUCUUAAGGUGCAGAAUUCCCCAAAUGCACCGGUCAUUUUCCCUAGACAGAAAACACCUUUCAAGGUUAUCAUAGGAUGUACUUUGAUUGGGAUAAUUUUGAUUCUUUCAGUUUGCUCUGCUCUUUCCAAAAAGAGGUCGGAGAAACGCAAGGCUGGUGGUUUUCUGGAUCUAGAACCAAUCUUACCGGGAAUCCUAACUCGAUUCUCUUACAAUGAGCUGAAAAUAAUUACACAAGAUUUCAGCAUAAAGCUCGGGAAAGGAGGAUUUGGCUCUGUGUAUGAAGGAACACUGAGAAAUGGCACCAAAAUAGCUGUGAAGCAUCUGGAUGGAGUAGGUCAAGUAAAGGAAUCAUUCUUAACAGAAGUAAAGACAGUCGGUGGCAUUCACCAUAUCAAUCUGGUAAAACUCAUUGGAUAUUGUGCCGAAAAAAGCCACAGGCUUCUAAUCUAUGAGUACAUGGUGAAUGGAUCGUUGGAUAGGUGGAUCACACAAGAAAAUGGGCUUACAUGGAACACAAGGCAGAGGAUAAUAUCAGAUAUUGCGAAAGGAUUAGCUUAUCUACAUGAGGAUUGCAGCCAUAAGAUAAUUCAUUUGGACAUUAAACCACAAAACAUCCUUAUAGAUCAAAAUUUCAAUGCUAAGAUAUCUGAUUUUGGUCUGUCGAAGCUAAUUGAGAAAGACAAAAGCAAAGUUGUGACUAGAAUGAGAGGAACGCCGGGAUAUAUAACCCCUGAAUGGUUGAGCUCAAUAAUCACUGAAAAAGUUGAUGUGUAUGCUUUUGGAAUUGUGCUCUUGGAAAUUCUCUGUGGACGAAAGAAUUUGGACUGGUCCCAAACUGAUGAAGAAGAUGUCCAUUUGCUAACUGUUUUUACGAGAAAAGCAGAACAAGAGCAUCUCACAGAUAUGGUUGACAGAAACGAGGAUAUGCAGCUCCACAGAGAAGCAGUGACAGAAAUGAUGAGCCUUGCUGCGUGGUGUCUACAGGGCGAUUUCUCCAAGAGGCCUUCCAUGUCAUUGGUGGUUAAGGCACUCGAAGGUUUGGUGACUGUUGAAACCAACUUAGAUUAUAAUUUCAGAAAUGUACCUAAGGUUGGGGCAGGCAACCAACCGAGGGAAGCCGCUAUCAGCUCAAAAUUGCCAUCAGUUUUAUCGGGACCGAGGUAA
Molecule: messenger RNA, 2019 nt
Organism: Solanum verrucosum
Lineage: Eukaryota; Viridiplantae; Streptophyta; Magnoliopsida; Solanales; Solanaceae
Product: G-type lectin S-receptor-like serine/threonine-protein kinase SD2-5
Exons: 3
Coding region: 1-2019 (672 amino acids)
Biological process (GO): protein phosphorylation
Molecular function (GO): protein kinase activity; ATP binding
Source: RefSeq, a predicted model, not a curated record